GAAUAUUUGUUGAACUAGAGUGGUUGUUUUUACGACUAAUUGAAGCGCAAAUCAUUGUUAUUUUUUUGUGUUCUUUUCCACAACAUAUUUUUUAUUACGGUAACCUCUCAGAGAAUUAAAGUAUUGAACCUUUGUGAUCCUUUGUCGGAAAACACAGUUAACCGACAUGCGCAAUGUUGAAUCACAAAAUAAUAUGUAUUACUCUAAAAAUUUCAUUUGAAGAGGAAAAAUACUACGUAUGAAGUGUGCCCUGUUGAAACCAAUUCCUUAAUAGACGAAAUGAUAAGAGAAAUACCCACAAUACUUUACAUACAUGAACAAAAAACACUAAAAUGUUUCAUGAUAGCAUACCAAUGCAGGUAAUGCAGUAAAUAGAUUUGCCUAAAUUAUAGUGAAUUGUCCAUACACAAAAUUCAUAAAACAUUUAUUUAAGAAGCCGCCAUCAAAUUUAAUUACAAUAGAGCUAAGAAAUAUCAAAUGAAUUUAUGAAAAUCACCUUAUAUAGUGGUAUCUUAUAAAAUUCAUAACAAGUAAUAUAAAGUGAAUGAUGCAUUAUAAAUAUGAUCAUAAUACAAAAAAUAUAUCGUUGGAACAAAAUCCAUCUCAUACAACACACAUUGUUUGGCCAUUUUUAAUACAGGGAGCUAUUGAAACACCACAUUGCAUUGGAACAGGAAAACCCCCAGACACCAUUCAAAUCUUGUUAUGGACAACCGUAGCUGUUUUCGGAAUUGUAUAUACACUAUUAGGAUAUCGCUGUUUAAGAGCUAUCGGAUUUUUGACUGGUUUAGCUACUGGUGCUGGGCCUAUAUUGUGGUUACAACAAGGACAGAUCACAGUUUUAGGUAGAGAAACUGUACCUGCUUUAGCCAUUGUGACUGGUCUUUUUGGAGCAAUAUUAGGAUCUGCACAUCCAAUAGCAUCUGUAUUGAUCGGGGGUUUUUGUGGAGCUUUGUUAGCAGCAGCCGCAAUUGCUGCAUGUAUUGUUAGUUUUCCCGAUCAAAUAUUUGGAAAGCAAGAAUUAUUAGUGGCUACUGGUGGGGGUGCAAUAAUUUUUGCCGUUUUGGCUCUUUGUUGUGGUAAAUUCAUAACAAUAUUGUCGACAAGCUUUUUUGGAUCUUUUAUGAUUACCUGUUCAAUUGAUUUUUUUAUGCAUGGAUUAGAAACUAUAGAUUGGCUAGUCAACGUAAAACCAGAAUUAGAAUAUCCCAAAUGUUGGGGAGGUAUAUUACUAUGUUCUUGGCCAAUAGCAGCUAUUUUAGGAAUAUUGGUACAAUGCUUUAUUACUGCAUGGCGUAUUGAUCAUAAACGACAUAAGCGUCGUAGACGUCGUCAACGUUCCAGAUCUUCUGGACAUCGUCCACGCGAAACUCGCGAAGAAGCCAGGCAACGAAAAUACCGUUACUUGUAUCAAGUAAGAACUGCCCGGGGUGAUAUAAUAUCUCAAAAUUUUGUAUCAGCUCUGCAAAAACGUGUACAAUCCGGACCUUCUUCAGAACCGUCUACAAAAACAAGCUCAAAUGAACAUAAUACAAAUAGAAGCGAUCUUACGCAUAUGACAAACUUAGCAGAUUGUGAUGUCAACCGCAUAAACUUUAUUAACGAACCAAUAUGACUAAGAUAAGUGUUUUAUAAACAAUUUUGUUUUUUGUCAUUAAAUUAAUCCGCUCAGGAGCAACCUUAAUAGUUUAAAAAAAAUCAUUUUAGUAAUUUUUUUACAAAGAUUUAAAUAAUUUAAACGAAUUUUAUUUUAUUUUAUUUUUUUUUUUUUUGAAAAUAUUUCAAUAUACAUAUGUAUUUAUAUAUGCCAGAAUAUGUAUUUUUUAUUAGUUAUUUUGAGAAAAGUUUCGAAUGAAGUUGGGCUGGAACAGCAAAAAACUUCUGAGUAGACAAAAAUAAAAGUCCUAAAUAAGGUGGUGGUGGUUUAAAAGGGUAUUUUUGAUCCGACGCUAUUAUUGAAUGAUGCGUCAUUUUCCCCAUUAUUUUCAUGGAAUGCAGAUGAAAAACAAACUAGAUAUUACAUAUUACCAGUAAACAUUAAAAACAGUUGAAUCAAAAUAGAUAGCCAGCAUUCCUACAACAAUUUUUUAAAUUAUUAAGAAAUGUGACAAAAACUCAAUUUUUACCAAUGUAUGAUGUUAUUGUUUAUUUGUACAAGUAAAUAAAAAGGUUGCGAUAAAUAAUACACUUUUGAGGAUAAAUUAUUUACUAAAUCCUCAAUAUAAAUUCUAAAGCCGCAUCAUUUAUAACACAUGACUUCAAACAGAUAUUUUACCGAGCAUUUUCUAACAUUUAGAUACAUUGUUGUAAUGUCUCUGAAUGUAAAUGUUCUAAAUGUCUUUAAAAUCAGUUUUCUUUAACGCAGAAGGCUAUGAACAUUGAAAGUCAUAUUCAGACGAACAAUACAAUACAAAGAGCACGCGAAAUGGAGAAAAUGAAAGCAAAAUGGAAAUUUUAUAAAGCUAAAGAAAAUCUUCGUUUAAGUCUGCAAAUUGUGAGUUUAAGAAAAAGUCUACACGAUCAAAUAAAUGGCACUCCAUUCCUCAAUUGUGUUGAAUUACCAAUUAUCAACAUAGACCUUUGGGAUAUUUUUAAUGAACGCUUAGAUUAUCAAGAAGGAGAGAUAGCUGGAAACUAUGGUCAAGCGGAAAAACAAAAGAUUGAAAAAAUCUAUGGUGACAGCAAACCAAUUUUCAAAUAUGCUGAGACGAAUAAUAGCAAAUUUUAGUUCAAGCCGUGUUUCAUAAAAAACCUAUAAUAAAAAACACUGUAAUAUAUUUAUCUGAUGAACAAUAUUUAUUAACC
Molecule: messenger RNA, 2805 nt
Organism: Culicoides brevitarsis
Lineage: Eukaryota; Metazoa; Arthropoda; Insecta; Diptera; Ceratopogonidae
Product: transmembrane protein 198
Exons: 6
Coding region: 545-1615 (356 amino acids)
Cellular component (GO): plasma membrane
Source: RefSeq, a predicted model, not a curated record